AGAAUUUAACAUGCUUCGUCGAUAAAAUGUACGAUCGGAUGCAUAGAUUCGCGCGGAAUCCGUAUAUAGGAAUCGAUUUCGACGACAGUCACUUUUUCCCACAAUCUUGGAGAUGCGAGUUCUCGUCUCAUCUUGUCAAAUACCAAAUUUUUCAAUUAGACGGUGCAAAUUUCACAAAUCAACUUCUUGGACUGCUGUCCGAGCGGGGAGUUGAUGAGAAUGGAAUUAACUUUUUUAACGGAAGUCUCCAUCACCGGACCCCACACAGCACAAUGGAUUCCGUGGAACGGGCGGCCGUCGAGGAAACUGUUUUGAGCAGUCCGUAUUUGUUGCGAAAAAUAAUUCAAAUGUAUUAUUUUGACUUUUUGCUAUUCGGGUAUAAGCUUCCUGAUAUUCCAGUUGAAAAUUAGGAAAGUUCUUUAUAUGUAUUUAAUUGUUGUUAAAUAGUAAAAAUCGAUAAAUUGCUUGAAUUUUGAUAAA
This is a messenger RNA of Caenorhabditis elegans, 480 nucleotides long. Its product is annotated as Chitotriosidase-1. The transcript has 3 exons. The coding region runs from base 27 to 410 and encodes 127 amino acids. Gene Ontology annotation, molecular function: chondroitin 4-sulfotransferase activity; sulfotransferase activity. Gene Ontology annotation, biological process: chondroitin sulfate proteoglycan biosynthetic process; positive regulation of response to oxidative stress. Gene Ontology annotation, cellular component: membrane. Lineage: Eukaryota; Metazoa; Nematoda; Chromadorea; Rhabditida; Rhabditidae. The record is from RefSeq and is marked reviewed.